Xylona heveae TC161 is the source of this 1529-nucleotide messenger RNA. RefSeq names its product kinase-like protein. Gene Ontology annotation, molecular function: ATP binding; protein kinase activity. The record is from RefSeq and is a predicted model, not a curated record. Gene Ontology annotation, cellular component: cytoplasm. The transcript has 2 exons. NCBI's taxonomy places the organism in Eukaryota, Fungi, Ascomycota, Xylonomycetes, Xylonales, Xylonaceae. Gene Ontology annotation, biological process: signal transduction; protein phosphorylation. The coding region runs from base 182 to 1210 and encodes 342 amino acids.
AAACUGACACGUCUCUUUUCUUCACUCGCAAGAAUUUUUACAUACAUCCCGCUUUCGACAGAACAGCUUGUUUUUCAGCUCCAACCACGCGAAAGCAGACAAGGCACAUACCCAUUUGAGGACACGAGGAGGUGAAGAUACGCACAGACGUUAACAGCAACGCACCCUUUCCCCUUCCAAAAUGGAAGAGGAAGGGCCCCGUGUCAAUAGCUAUUUCGUCUCGCCAUUCCCAUCUAUCAGCAUUCUGGUCGACAGUCCAGAUGGAAUUGCUGGAAAUGUAGUUGGUUUCGGGACCGCAGUCGUCGUUGGUCUCUCUGCAGACAUCGCUUUCAAAUUUUCCCGUCGAAUUAGACGUGGACCUUGGGGCGAAACCAACUUUAACCAGGCCGAGAUUGAGAGGAAAGAGGAUUUGGAAGAAUUGAUUCGACGUGAAUCCCAAAACUAUGCAGUACUUUCAGCUGCCUUGAACAUGCAUCCCAAUCCCAAUAUCCUUCAGCCAUGUUUCGCUGUGCCCGAGGGGAUUUUGAUGCCACGUCUGAAGGCCAGUCUCCAGUCUCUGCAAGAAGGUCCCGAUUACAUUCACACCACUUUCCACCAGAGGCUACUUUGGGCCAAACAAAUUGCUAAUGGGUUGGCCUGGUUGGAAAAAGCCGGAUUUGUUCACGGUGACCUGCGCCCUGCAAACAUCCUCCUUGACAAUCAUGGCAAUGUCGUCCUCGCCGACUUUGGCAGCUCAGCUCCGUACAGAACGGCUCAGGUUACCUGUGCUGAUCUGUACUACCCCCAUUUUAACUAUGCUGGUUAUUGGAGCGAGAACUAUGCUAUGGGAUGGGUUCUUUACAGCCUCUUCCAUGGGAGUGUCCCUGACAAGUUUAACGAUCAAAUCGAGCCACUACAGGAAGCUCAACUACCGCCUGCCAGCCAUCUCCCUCUUGGUUACAUUAUGGAAAAGUGUUGGCGCCGUGCAUAUCCUUCGGUCCGCGAAAUGGAGCACGAUGUGUUGCACGAGUACAGCCUCCAUCAGGAGUGGCGCUAUGUUAUUCGAGACCGAGUUACAGACUGGCUUCGGGUUUUGCGCAUCUGGAUGUUCAAAAAUUCCCAGCUCCGCAUGAUGCAAAGAACGUAUCACAAGCUCCGGAUGGAGAACCUUCCUUACUUCUGGCAAGUGAAGAGGUAUGAAGACGGCAAGGCCGCGAAUAAUGCUGCCUGAUUGCCGAGCACGAACCAUUAUCUUCGAUCUCAGACCGCCUGCAAGUCAAGAUCAUAGGUACUGCUGAGGAGAUUGGACUGGACUGAGGAAACUAUCUGGUGGCCAUGAGAUUGGUUGGGUUUGGGCCAAAGAAGCCGUGCACAGUUCAUGGAACCGGGAAGACGAGGAAUUCCGUUUGUCCGGAUGAGGUGUGUCUCUGAUUUUAUGUCUCCAUUUAUAUUAGAAAAGCCCUCGUAACAAGUUUCGACUUUUCCCCUUCUGUGGAAACAUUUAGUCGAGAUGAUUUCAAUCCCUAAGCUUAAGAUUUCGCUCAUGGCAG